Molecule: messenger RNA, 2374 nt
Organism: Pollicipes pollicipes
Lineage: Eukaryota; Metazoa; Arthropoda; Thecostraca; Pollicipedomorpha; Pollicipedidae
Product: calpain-B
Exons: 14
Coding region: 1-2052 (683 amino acids)
Biological process (GO): proteolysis
Cellular component (GO): cytoplasm
Molecular function (GO): calcium ion binding; calcium-dependent cysteine-type endopeptidase activity
Source: RefSeq, a predicted model, not a curated record
AUGAACGAGCGCGGCACGGGACUGCGCUCCCGGGGAGAGGUGCAGGACUUUGAUAAGCUGCGCGCCCAGUGUCGUCGCAGCGGUCGCCUCUUCGAGGAUCCCGAGUUUCCUGCCUCCGACUGCUCCAUCUUCUUCUCCCGCACGCCGCCGCGGCCGUUCCAGUGGAAGCGGCCCCACGAGAUCACCGAUGGUCCUCGAUUCAUCAGGAACGGAGCAUCACGCUUCGAUAUCAAGCAGGGCGAACUGGGCGACUGCUGGGUGCUGGCAGCGGUGGCCAGCAUCACGAUGAGCAAGGAACUGUUCGCGCGGGUGGUUCCAGACGACCAGGAGAUAGAUGACGACUACGCUGGGAUCUUCCACUUCCGGUUCUGGCAGUACGGCCGCUGGGUGGACGUGGUGAUCGACGACCGACUGCCCACCUACCACGGACAGCUGGCCUUCAUGCACUCGGCCGACAACCACGAGUUCUGGUCCGCCCUGCUGGAGAAGGCCUACGCCAAACUGCAUGGCUCUUACGAGGCUCUGGAAGGAGGCCAGGCCGAGAACGCCAUGGAGGACUUCAGCGGAGGCCUCUGUGAGCGGUACACCCUGGACAAGGCGCCUGACAACCUCCUCCAGAUCAUGCUCAAGGCUCACCAGCGCCAUUCACCGAUGAGCUGCGCCAUACGCGUGGACUCGGCGGUGGUUAAGGACAUAUUACCCAGUGGUCUGAUGCAGGGCCACGCCUACUCGGUCACCAAGGCGUGCAUGGCCGACAUUGAGACGCCUCGCGUCCGCGGCAAGAUCCCGAUGGUGCGCGUGCGCAACCCCUGGGGCAACGAAGCCGAGUGGAAUGGCGCCUUCUCCGACUCGUCACCGGAGUGGAACUUUAUACCGGACGGCGUGAAGAAACAGCUGGGACUGACGGUAGAUGCUGACGGCGAGUUCUGGAUGACCUUCAAGGGCUUCACCAAACAUUUUGAGAUCCUGGAGAUAUGUAACCUGAGCCCGGACAGUCUGGAUGAUGACGACGACAGCACGCUAGCCAAGCGUUGGGAGAUGUCCAUGUUCGAGGGGGCAUGGGUGCGGGGCGCCACCGCCGGCGGCUGCAGGAACUACAUCGACACGUUUGCCCACAACCCGCAAUAUUCGGUUCAGCUUGAGGACGUGGACGAGGAUGACGAGGAAGGCAAGUGUACAGUGAUCGUGGCCUUGAUGCAGAAGAACAGACGCGCUCAGAAUCUAGCUUGCCUCCAGAUUGGGUUCUGCAUCUACGACCUCUCAGAUUCUCACUGCGUGCCAAAGCCACUCGACGUCAACUUUUUCCGGCACAACGCGUCUGUGGCACACGCACCAGCCUUCAUCAACCUGCGUGAGGUGUCGUGUCGCUUCAAGCUUCCGCCGGGCACCUACUGCAUCAUCCCCAGCACGUUCGAGCCCAACGAGGAGAGCGAGUUCCUCAUCCGCAUCUUCUCCGAGAAGGCGAACAACAUGGAGGAGAAUGACGAGGAGGUCGGCCCAGGACGGGUCGUCGAGCUGGCGCCGGAUGAGGAGCCGGGGCACGAAGUGCAGAUGUCCCGGGCUUUCCUCCGGGUCGCCGGCGACAACCAGGAGGUGGACUGGCACGUGCUGAAGACUGCUCUCGAUGACCUUCUCAAAGGAGAAUUCAUGUUCGAGGGCUUCAGCAAGGACACGGUGCGCUCCAUGAUCGCGCUGGUGGACGCGGACAACUCAGGCCAGCUUGGACUGGAAGAGUUCAAGUCGCUCUGGAGCAGCAUCCGGCUGUGGAAGUCAGUGUUCAGGAGGCACGAUCGCUCCGGCAGCUGCUUCCUCAACGGCUUCGAGCUGCGGUCCGCCCUCAACGAGUCCGGCUACCACGUCAAUAGCAACCUGCUCAACUCACUCAUGCACAGAUAUGGAGAUAGAGAAGGACGGGUAGCCUUUGAUGACUUCAUUGCAUGUGCUGUGAAGAUGAAGAUCUACCUAGAACUUUUCAAGGCCAGGGACCUGGACGGCGACCACAGAGUCACGUUCACGCUGGAUGAAUGGAUGAGGCACGGCCUGUACUCCUGAACCUGGCACGCUUCGCCGGCAUGUGAGCUUCACGUCAGCGCCGGGAAGGCCGGGCCACCCAGCCAGCAAAGACCGGCAAUGGUGCGAACCUCUUCCGUUGGCAUCGCCCCACGCCCGCGUGCACCUCACACCGACUUUGGUCGGCGCGGCUCAAAUCUUACCGGCCGUCGCCGGUCAGAUGCCAGUGUUCUCCAAAUCAAAUGGAAUGUUAAGCCCAUGGCUGUGCUCUGAUAUAAAUCCUCCGUCGAUUUGCUUUUCGCAGUGUCUUAGUAUUUGUACGCAUUCUAAGUAGGUAUCUCAUGUAUUCCGUGAUUGAUGGCAG